Mangifera indica (mango) is the source of this 3070-nucleotide messenger RNA. RefSeq lists its product as uncharacterized. Gene Ontology annotation, molecular function: transcription corepressor activity. The coding region runs from base 138 to 2705 and encodes 855 amino acids. The transcript has 3 exons. The record is from RefSeq and is a predicted model, not a curated record. Lineage: Eukaryota; Viridiplantae; Streptophyta; Magnoliopsida; Sapindales; Anacardiaceae. Gene Ontology annotation, cellular component: nucleus.
UCGCUAGUCGCAGCUUUAAAUACAGAAAAGAAUCUUUAUUAGUUGUUUCUAAUUUUCUUAAAAUUUCUAUCAUUUUCUCUUCUCGGCUCUGGCCAUGAAACUUUAACCUCUCUCUAUCUCUAUCUAUCUCUUCACAGAUGGAUGUAAUGCAAGAAAAUAAUUGUGGGGCUGUUCUUGAAGAUUCACCCAGCGAUAAAUUACUUUCUCCAGAAUCUGCUGAUGUACGUGAUGAAUAUAGUGAGCCAGAGUUGCUUCCUCGAGUUGGCUAUGAGUUUCAGGUUGAAAUUCCAUCUCUAGUAGCAGAAUCUGACUGCCUCUUCGGUACAAAGAACCCAGCUGACAUUCCCCACACAUUGCUAACGGGAUUGCCGAUACCAGCAACCUGGAUCAAUGAUGAAGUUGGAUAUAAACAUGAACCCCUGGAAGCUCAUGGUGAUUCAAUUGAUAUAUCAGGAUGUGCCAAAGGGACCCAAAAUUCUUCUGGAAGGUGCCGUUUGAAACCAAAAGUUGAGCCUAAGAAUGAAAUGGAUCAGAAGGAUAAUGGCAAAGGCUACCAAUUGGUUCCAGGUUCUGCAGAUGACACAUGGGGUGAAAUUGAUAAAGCUAGUUUUGUCCUUGGUUUAUAUAUCUUUGGGAAGAAUCUUGUUCAGGUGAAGAAAUUUGUUGGGAGUAAAAGGAUGGGGGAAAUACUGUCAUUGUACUAUGGAACAUUCUAUAGGUCAGAAAAAUACCUUAAGUGGUCAGAGUGCAGGAAAAUAAAAAGCAAAAGAUGUGUAUAUGGGCAAAGAAUUUUUACAGGAAUCAGGCAACAGGAAUUGCUAUCUCGUUUACAACUCCAUUUGUCGGAGGAAAGUCGAAAUACUCUAUUAGAGGAUUCCAAGGCACUUGAAGAGGGAAAACUUUCUUUGGAAGAGUAUGUUUUUACUUUAAGGGAUAAAGUUGGGUUGAAUGCUCUUGUGGAGGCAGUUGGAAUUGGUAAAGGGAAGCAGGAUCUCACAGGCAUGGCCAUGGAGCCUUUGAAGUCCAAUCAAGUUGAUAAUGGCCGUCCAGAGAUACCCAUUGGCAAGGAAUGGUCCAAGCUUACAUCCAUGGAGAUUAUCAAAUUUCUGACAGGAGGUUACAGGUUAAGCAAAGCACGCUCAAGUGAUGUCUUCUGGGAAGCUGUUUGGCCUCGCUUACUAGCAAGAGGGUGGCACUCUGAGGAGCCAAAUAAUCAUGGUUGUGCUUCAGGGUCCAAGCAUUCAUUGGUCUUUCUUAUCCCUGGUGUAAAGAAGUUUUCAAGAAGGAAAUUAGUGAAGGGAAACCACUAUUUUGAUUCAGUCAGUGAUGUCCUGAACAAAGUUGCUGGAGAACCUGGGCUUCUUGAGCUUGAGAUUGGAGAUGAUAAGGGAGAUACUAGCAAGGAAGAAAAUGGAUGGGCCAAUGAAACUGUAUUGAACAAAGUAGAUUUUGCUGAUCAGCAGCGGCACUGUUAUCUCAGGCCCCGUACUCCAAAUUGUAAGGAUGUCAUGAAGUUUACUGUUGUGGACACAAGUCUUGCUAACGGGGGAACAAUGAAGGUUAGAGAAUUGAGAAGCUUGCCAGUCGAAAUGAGGAAUCCUACCAGCUCCAGAAGUCAUACUGAAGAUAGUGGCACAGAAACUUCUGAGGAGUCAACAGAUGAAUCUGAUUCUCCUGAUACCAUGUGUCCUGAUAGGGAAAAACAAAAUGGUUUAAAACCAACAAAGAUAGAUAUCGAUGAGUCCUUUAAUGGGUUACUCAGGAAUGCUUCAAAUGCAGUCGAUUUUGACAUGGAUGUGUCUUUUGACAGGAUUCUCAGUAAUGCUUCAAAUGGGACCUUAUCAGUAUGUGGCCCGGACUUGACUAAUGCACCUGUUGUAAAAUUUUCAGACCAGAAAAGCAGUAUCUGCAAUGGCACACAACCAAGAAAUGCAAUAAAAGCCGAAUUGAGCCAGAGAAUGAAACCUAGCAAUAAUGUUCGUCUAGCCCCUGCUACAAAAAAAGGUCGGAGACUAACUGCUUGUAAUCGUUCGGAGACUACCGGUGUCACAAUUAAUGGCUUAGUGAGUCCUGUAUUUAAACAAGAUGAGGCCAGAUGCAGUGAUGGCUAUGCUGAUUCUAGUGAGAGUGUCACCUUUCAAGUUGAUCCAUCGCAGGAGAAUUUAGCAUCCACUGGCCCUUUGCAUAAGGGAGGCUUAAUCACAAGUGGUGAAGGCAAUCUCAGUAAUACAAUUUCUGAUGUUGAACAUCCUUACGAGGAACCUCCACUCCGCAGGGUGAUCGACCUAAACUUGCCUAUUCUUCCAGAUGGUGAAACUGAUGAAUAUUUUAUCAAGGAAGAGACAAAAGGACAACCUGAUCAGACAAGCAGACAACCGGAUGAUUCCAGUGCAAAUUUGCAUACUUUGGAACAGCAGCCUAACAUGAUCAAUCGGAGACACAGUACAAGAAACCGUCCUCUGACCACCAAAGCACUGGAAGCUCUUGCUUUUGGAUUUUUAAACACAAAGCAGAAGCGGAGAUUUGGAGAUGCCUUUCCACAAGAAACCCAGUUACCUUCUCGUCGUGCCCGUAGUAGGGGAAGAGUUAAUGAGAAUCUUGGCAGUGCUGUUGCCAAUUUACAACAUGAUGAGGAGACACAAGAUGAUCUGUGUAGUGAAAAUAACAAUAUUUUCGCUUCAAAUCUUGGAUUAAAAGUUGAUUGAGUGCUCUGAUUAUGGCAUAAUAAUAUAACUUCCAGCAACGUUUUAUAUAGAUUAUCAUCAUCCCGUCAGCUGCUUUGGAGUCUGUGAUCUACGAAGAGCAUUGCAAUGCAGCAUAUAUAGAGAUUUCAUGAGACCAGAAUGUCCACGGGAAGAUUUACAGGAUGCAAGCAUUCUGCCUGGUACCAAGACUGCAGUUGAUUCUACAUUCUGAUCAAGAUUCUCCUCCCAUUGUAAAAGUGAUUUUAGUUCAUUAUAAUCCAAUGCAGAAUCCAUAUUGACAGACACUAUAGGUUGCCUUUUGUGUUUGUUUUCAUUAUAAAUCAUCCUUAAUGAAGUGAAAAUUUAUGGUCUAUUACUUUUUUCAA